AUGAAUAAUAAAUAACUUCAAGAAAUAGAUGCUGGAUAGCAAAAUAAAUUUCUUCACUAAAUAUUACCAAGGUAUUUUCAAUUAAAAACCUACAAUUUUUAGUUCUUAAGAAGAAUAAUUAUAUGAAAAAAUAACUAGAGAAGAGAUUGGAUUUCGAAUAAAUCCUCAUACUAUUAGAGCUUAUAGUAAAAAGUAUUGGUUUAUGACCAAUUUUACCAUUGAAUUAACUAAAAAUAAAAAUAUAAAAUAUAUAGAAAAUGGAGAGGUUUUAAGAAUGUAUUUAUUCAUUUUUUUAUAUAUAGAGAAAAGAUAUAUCCAAACGAAAGAUUAAAAAUUAAAAAAAAUAUUCACAUAAUUAAAAGCUCUUUAUGGGUAGGAAAUACUAAUGAAAACAAUACGAAAAUUGGAUAUUGGUUUGCAAAAGUACAUGAAAAGAGAUUAAAUAGAGGAGGAUAUUAUAGUCAAUCUGGAUAAAAAAUUGGAAAAUGGAGUGAAUUAUGUGAUAAUUUAAGCGGGUAUUUAAAUAGUUUAAAAAAAAUAUAGUGUUUUUAUGGUUGGAAAUUAUAAGAAUGGAAAAAGAUAUUCAAAAUGGAUAAUUAAACAUAAUAAUGAUGAUAUGUAAAUAUUUAAUAAAUUUAUUAAAUAAAGUGGUGGAGGUUUUUAUUUUGAAAAUUAAAUGAAGACCGGAUUAUGGGUUGAAAAUCAUUUUUUCUAUAAUUCGGUGUAAUCACGAAUCUUAUUUUAUUAGGGAUUCAAAAAUUAUGCAUAGAGGAGAAUAUAUUAAAGGAAUAAAAUUUGGAAAAUGGGAAACUUUUAAAAUAGAGAAUAAUAGAUCAAAUUUUGAAAUUAUGUAUAAGUUAAAAUAUGUUAAAGAGGAAAAGGAUUUUAUGAUAAGGGAGAAAUAAAACAGGGUAAAUGGAUAGAUAUUAAGGAUAUUUAUGAAAAGUAUAAUGUUUGAUUUAUUUUAGUGAUAGCCAGGUUAUUUUUAAAGGGGAAUAUUAAAAAGGAAGGAAAAUAGGAUGCUGGGAGACUUUUAAAAGAUUGAAUUAAGAAUAAUUUUAAUUAAUGUACGCAUUUAAUUAAAUUAAAGAGCUAUUGGAAUUUAUAAUAAUUAAGGAAAUAAGAUUGGUUUAUGGAUUGAUUUAUCUAGAAAUUUUUGGGAGUUUAUUAAAUUUAUAUUUAUUAGAGAAGAUGAUAUUGUACAUUAAGGAUCAUAUUAAAAUGGGAAAAAAAUUGGGAAUUGGAAAAGUUAUUAUUAAAAGAGAAAUUAUUAAAUGUAAUAAAUGUGUUAAAUAUGAUUAAGUGGUGAAGGAAAUUAUGAUGAAAAUGGAAUGAAGAAUGGAUUUUGGACUGAAUACGAUGAAAAUUGUUUUUUGUAAUUACAAUAAUUAAAUUUUUAUAGUAGAAAUCAUAUUAUAUACUAAGGAAUUUAUUAACAUGGUUAAAAAUCAGGAUAAUGGAAAACAUAUUAAAAUGAUAAAUUAAUGUAUUCAAAAAAUAAAUUAUAAAAAGUGUUGAAGGAUAUUAUGAUGAGAAUGGAAAAAAAAUUGGUUAAUGGAUAGAACUAGAUAAAUUAACUCGAAGGUAAUGAAAUUAAACCU
Molecule: messenger RNA, 1601 nt
Organism: Paramecium sonneborni
Lineage: Eukaryota; Ciliophora; Oligohymenophorea; Peniculida; Parameciidae
Source: the annotation of a GenBank genome assembly